AUGGAUUUGACCAUAGCGGCGAAGAAACUGUUCGCAAGUCAGCCGAUGAUGUUGGAAUGUAUCGCGCCACUAAAUAUCUGCGGUGAUAUUCAUGGCCAAUUGAGCGACUUGAUUAGGAUAUUCAAUAUGGUUGGAUGGCCACCCACAGUGAACUACUUGUUUCUUGGAGAUUACAUCGAUCGUGGUCGAUGGAGCAUUGAGACAAUCAUGUUUUUGCUUUUGAUUAAGGUAUCAAUCUUUUUAACUAGAUUUAAAACACUACCUCAAAGACAAAGGAAACUAUAG
Messenger RNA from Strongylus vulgaris, 285 nucleotides. The record is from the annotation of a GenBank genome assembly. NCBI's taxonomy places the organism in Eukaryota, Metazoa, Nematoda, Chromadorea, Rhabditida, Strongylidae.